AUACCUGGAAUCCGCUUGACAAACACUUCAUAACGUUGACACAUUCUCAAAUGUUGUUAGCUCGAUGAAGUACCCAAAACAGCAAUGACUGUUUAUGGAUUUUACCUACUGACGCUCCUGGCUGUACUUGGAUAUCGGACAUGCAGUGCAUCAACAACAAGCCAACCUACUCCUGGUUUAAAACCAGUCCUCCAGGAUGCCCUCUCUACAGAAUCCCGUAGAAUCAACGUGACGUGGACUAACGACGAUGUUAUCGGAAACUAUAGUUCCCUUUACAUGGUAGCAUGGACCCCAGUACCCUCAGGAACAUCAGGAUCUGAGAAUACAACACUGAAGAAUUACUCCAUACAGUCUCUGUCACCGGGAACAACAUAUACGGUCACUGUUACAUACAUCAUCACUGGGUACAACAGGGAACAGUUGAUGCCAUCGGACACAAGAACAUACACAACAAAGCAAGAAUAUGGGGGCACUUGCAGCACCAGUAUUCCAUGCGAUGACGCUAGUAACACCAUCUCCUGCAACUUCGGUGUCACAAAGUGUCUGUGUGUUGAUGGAAGAUACCGCAACGGCCAAGCGUGUAUCGAGUACAAGAAGGUCACAACUUUGGCUUGA
This is a messenger RNA of Haliotis rufescens (red abalone), 615 nucleotides long. RefSeq lists its product as uncharacterized. The transcript has 5 exons. The record is from RefSeq and is a predicted model, not a curated record. Lineage: Eukaryota; Metazoa; Mollusca; Gastropoda; Lepetellida; Haliotidae. Bases 85 to 615 code for a protein of 176 amino acids. Gene Ontology annotation, molecular function: protein binding.